UUUUGUCUGGAAGCCUUCUGCCCGGCCAGAAGGUUUUUACGCAUGCAUUUGGAAUAAAGGAACUCCGUUGCUAGCCGAGCUUCAUGUUGAAUUUCGGCACUAAGACUGGAUGAAGGAAACUAUGAUUCAUCGGUGGAACCGUUUGGCAUCUGCUUCAACAGUCCCACUUUCGUCGCCUUUGCCUCCUUUGAAGUGAACCCUGUGAGAAGCAUCUGGAACAAAACCACCACAUUCUGGUGGCAUUUUCUUGCAACACCAGCAGGGAGCAGCCUGCUGAUCAGGAUGCUGAUGUAAGAUCUGUGAUGGAGACCAGAGCUUGAUAUCUGGACCAGGAACCUGCUCAACCAUGGACCGGCUGGUUCUGUGUGCGCUGCUGUGCACGGUGGUGGUGGUGAAGGGAUACGGCUGCCCCGGACGCUGCAUUUGCCAGCACCUUUCACCCACUCUGACUCUGCUCUGCGCCAAGACCGGCCUGUUGUUUGUGCCCCCCUCUAUUGACCGAAAAACCGUGGAGCUGCGACUCACUGACAACUUCAUCACCAUCAUCCGCAGGAAAGAUUUUUUCAACAUGACAAGUUUGGUCCACCUGACUUUGUCUCGUAACACCAUUAGCCAGAUCACACCGCACGCUUUCGUCGGCCUGCGUGCUCUGAGGGCGCUGCACAUGGACGGGAACCGUCUCAGUGUAAUAAAGAGUGACCACUUUAAAGGUUUAGUCAACCUGCGGCACCUCAUCCUUGGAAACAACCAGAUCCACAUGGUGGCCCCCACGUCUUUUGAUGAAUUUGUUUCCACCAUAGAGGACUUGGAUCUUUCCAGUAACAACCUGCGCACCUUACCAUGGGAAGCCAUAGCCAGAAUGACCAAUAUUAACACGCUGACACUGGACCACAACCUGAUUGACCACAUUGAGGCGGGGACUUUCACACUGCUUACCAAGCUAGUCCGCCUAGACAUGACGUCUAACAGGCUGCAGAAGCUGCCGCCGGACAGUCUGUUCCAGCACGCACAGGUUCUGUCUGAUGCCAAGGGUUCCAGUCCGUCGACUCUGGCCGUCAGCUUCGGAGGGAACCCGCUCCACUGUAAUUGUGAGUUGUUGUGGCUCCGCAGGCUGACACGAGAGGACGAUCUGGAGACUUGCGCCUCACCAGAACAUCUCAUGGACAAGUACUUCUGGUCCAUCCAGGAGGAGGAGUUUAUCUGUGACCCUCCACUUAUCACCAAGCAUGUCGCCAUGAAGCCGUUUGUGAUGGAAGGUCAGGGGGUGACUCUCAAAUGCAAAGCUGUGGGUGACCCAGAUCCAGACAUUCACUGGCGCUCGCCAGAUGGCAAGCUGGUGCAUAACAACUCUCGCACCAUCCUGGAUGAUAAUGGAACUCUUGAUAUUCUCAUCACAACUCUGAAAGACAGUGGAGCUUUUAAUUGUGUGGCAUCCAAUGCGGCAGGCAUCGCCGCAGCAGCUGUUGAGAUCAAUGUGAUCCCCCUGCCGCUGUUUGUUAACAACACAGGCCACAUGCGUGAGGACCCCGGCCUAUCAGACAUAACCACUUCCUCCAAAUCUGGCAAUGACACCAAGGGCUAUGACAAGCAGGACAGGAGGGUUAUGGUCACUGAGCUGAGCUCAUCCUCCGCUGUGAUCCGGUGGCCAUCAGAGCGCCACAUUCCCGGGAUCAGGAUGUACCAGAUUCAGUACAACAGUACAGCAGAUGAUACUCUGGUCUACAGAAUGAUCCCCCCUUCCAACAAGAACUUCUUAAUCAACGACCUGGCUGCGGGCCGAGAGUAUGACCUCUGUGUGCUGGCGGUCUACGACGACGGCAUCACGUCCUUAACGGCCACGCGCGUGGUCGGCUGCGUGCAGUUCCACACGGCGAACGAGAUCAGCCAGUGCCGCUUCAUGCACAGCCAGUUCCUGGGAGGCACUAUGAUCAUCAUCAUCGGCGGUAUAAUUGUUGCGUCGGUCCUGGUUUUCAUCAUCAUCCUGAUGAUCCGCUACAAGGCCUACAGCGGCCCAGAAGACAACAAAACCAAGGUCAGCUCCAGCAUCCACUCCCAGAUCAACGGCAGCCAGCAGCGGCUCCAGUGCUCCUCCUCCAAACAGCCGUCCGAUGAAGGCCAGCAAACGCCUAAAGAAUGCAUGGCGCUGGUGCUGAGGGUGGACAGCGAGAAAAAGGAGAAUCCAGCUGCCGCUGCUGCUGCCGCCAUCUUGGAAGUGGAGCUACCACCAGUGAGUGGAGAGCAGAUGAAGAGGAGAAGCAGCCUGGAUGGACAGCGCUCGGGCCCCUCCUCCGAGGACACGCAGAUGGACAGCAGCCUGACGGGCUCCACCAUGUCCCUGUGUCUCAUAGGCCCAAACGCUGGUACCAAGGAGGCACCGCGGCUCAAGGACAAGAAGAGCGCCCUCGCCAGCGUGGGGCUGCUACCUAAUGAGCUGGCACGAACUAGGCACAGAUUCUCCUUUGACGGGGGGGAUUACGCCAUUUUUCAGAGUCACAGUUACCCGCGCAGAGCGAGGACAAGGUGGCACAAGUCCACCAACCAACUGAACACGGAGCCGUCACCGCUCGCCAACAGGAGAGUUACAUUCAGCAGCACGGAGUGGAUGCUGGAGAGCACGGUGUGAGAGAUGCUCCGCCAUCAUGUGUAUAAAAAAACACACACACACACAAAAACCCCAACAACAACAAGGCACAAUCGCACACAUUACGACACGCGGCUUUCCUGCAACUUUCGGGAGACAAAGGCGGCAUCUCUUCAUGUUACCUUCCCAUUGUGUUUCUUCCUUUCUUUAUGCAGCAGUGCCUUAUUCU
Thalassophryne amazonica is the source of this 2810-nucleotide messenger RNA. It is a transcript of the gene lrfn1, whose product is annotated as leucine rich repeat and fibronectin type III domain containing 1. NCBI's taxonomy places the organism in Eukaryota, Metazoa, Chordata, Actinopteri, Batrachoidiformes, Batrachoididae. The coding region runs from base 347 to 2623 and encodes 758 amino acids. Gene Ontology annotation, molecular function: protein binding. The record is from RefSeq and is a predicted model, not a curated record. The transcript has 5 exons.